AUGCACUCCUCUAAUUGGGAACGAAACAAAAGCUUAUUUGGUAAUGUCCGCUUUUUUACUGCUCUAUCAUCAAACGAUGCUUCCUUUCCAAAAUACUUACGGACUAUUACAUCUGCAGUUCUUUUGUGUGCAAAAACAUAGUAAACAACAUUUUCCUCAAAUGCCUCUUGAAUAUUUCUCUGUCGACGUGUGACGCUCCAGAAUGAAGUAAAACUAUAAAAUCUGCCUUUUAAGCUAGUAUAAAUUUCUUUUUUUUUUUUUUGAUGAAUUGUGUAACUUCAGUUCAUCAAAACUAAUAAUAUUGACUUGUGCAUUUUCAACACAACAUUCCCAUCAGCUGCAAUCUGCCUUCAUCUUCAGUUAAGGAAGUGUCAAUAAAAACAGUGAUGUAGUGUGUGGUUUAUUUACAACAUUUUUUUUUUUUGGUUUUGCAACAGAUAGAAACCCAAUGCAAUGCUUCAUCUGUUUCAGUAGUCCUUUGAUCAGUCCAAUAGGAAGUAAUUAUUCAUUCCUUGACCUUUUGAAUCAGCGUACAAAAGCUGUAAAGUGCUUCGGAAGGGGUAGUGGGUAGUGGGUAGAUAAUAUAACGCUGCUGCUAAUGACAAUUGAUGAAGUUUAGAUCGUUUCGUAUCGUGGCCACACUUAGAGACACUCGUUUUUAUGAGGAAUGUAAGAGAUUUCCCAAACAAACGAAAAAAUAUAUCAAAGCCAAAUUCCGCCCAUGCCUUUUAAAGAGGAACGCACCUGCAGUUUCAAAAAGCAUAUAAACGAAAGGAAAAGGACAAAAUUUUGGAUCAACCAACAAACCACUCAGGUCUUUUCGAUUCAAUAUCUAUCGAACUUUCCUCUAGAAAUAUUUCCUUCAGGAAGAAAACUUUGAGAUGUUUUCGACAAAAUUUGUCCUCUUAGCGUACCUUUUCCUAAUCUCAUCUCCUUCAAUAGCUUUUGAAAUAGCUGGGAAUGACGAGUUCCUAGGAAGUGGAGAUGGCAGUCACAAACAGAAAAGUCUUUCGGGUCAAUCCACUUUAGCUUGCUUUUGUGGACUAACAUCGUUCAAGUGUUGCAAGGAACGAGGGGUAAGAUCUGCAUAUUUCAAUUAGAUAAUAUUGAAGGAAAGCUUUUAAAGUAAUCAUUUCAAGUCGGCCACUUGAUAUUAGCCCUUGCAUGGCUUUCUUGUUGUUUACACUGUUGUUUUAAGGGUUUUUUUUUUGUUGUUGUUUUCUUUUCUUUCACAACGCAGAAAGACUUUUGCACAACAUGUUUUGUCAGCUUUCUCUCUAAUCUACUUUUUUUUUCAGAAUUUUCCGUCCUCUGUAAUCUAA
Molecule: messenger RNA, 1322 nt
Organism: Pocillopora meandrina
Lineage: Eukaryota; Metazoa; Cnidaria; Anthozoa; Scleractinia; Pocilloporidae
Source: the annotation of a GenBank genome assembly